Molecule: messenger RNA, 1220 nt
Organism: Cottoperca gobio
Lineage: Eukaryota; Metazoa; Chordata; Actinopteri; Perciformes; Bovichtidae
Product: liver-expressed antimicrobial peptide 2
Exons: 3
Coding region: 678-905 (75 amino acids)
Biological process (GO): antimicrobial humoral immune response mediated by antimicrobial peptide; defense response to bacterium
Source: RefSeq, a predicted model, not a curated record
UGAGACUCAAUUAACCCAAAUAUUCUUCUGUGAAACAAGUUCUCCAUCGAGUUUAGCAUUAUACUCAUCAUGUUCUCCUUUCAUGUCAACAACUGGCGCCUACAUUACCCACAAUGCAAUUUGACUUUCUAGCAGUAAUUCCACAUGAACUGGCAAUUGGUGUUUUCAUGGAAAUAACAUGUUCAUUUGUAGCUUUAGACAUGCAGGUGGAUUUUCUUCGCUUUAGACAGAGAAAGUCAAUAUGCUAAGCUAAGCUAACUGCUGGCUCGCUUCACAUUUAAUGGACAGACAUGAGAGUGGGUGGGUGGAUACAUUUCUACAGUCUACAGUACAUGUUAAGGUUUCAGUUACACACCUCUGACGUGGAAUUGUCCUCAAUCACAGGGUUAAAGUAUACUUUGGGUCACUGCAGAUGAACUUUGUCCGCCAUUAUAAAACUGAUAAGUACCACUGUUUAAAGAGUUUUGCAUUGUUGGCUCUGACUUGAGAUCAGCUUCUCUGCCAAACCUCAGCCUCCGUCAUUAAAGCUAAGUAGUAAAUUGCCGAAUUAAUCUUUCAUAUCUGCCAAUGACUAACUCCUCCCAAAUCUAAUAAAAGCCUUAAAUACAAGUGCCACGGCACAUCACAUCAGCCUCACCGCAGAACUCUUACUCUCUUGAACUUCAUCUGUAAACGGCAUGAGGACUCUUCGGGAGAAAAUCAUCGUUCUCUCAGUUGUUGUGUCUCUGAUCUGUGCCAUUCAGGUCGAUUCACUGCCUGUUCCUGAAGACUGGAAUGGUUUGAUCCAGCGCACCAAACGGUCACUGCUGUGGCGUUGGAACAGCAUGAAGCCUGUGGGUGCCAGCUGCAGGGACUACUUAGAGUGUGGCACACACUACUGCAGGAAAAAUAUCUGUUCCUUCUGAAGCGGAUACACAAAUAUAACUCCACCAAGAUGACGAAACAAACAUCUGCCUUAUGGACCAAAGUGACCUGUCUCAAGAUGAACCAUGUAUAACAUAACUGCUCUAAUAUUCCAGCACUUUAACAGAGUCUGUGCAUUAAGUUCAAGUAUUCUGAUCUGGCACUUCACUGCAGCAACACAAAGCAGUAAAUGCUGCAUGCACAUGAACAAUCACACGGCUCCAUCUAGAGCAAUAUAUUUUAUCAUUUAAUUAAAACACUUGCAGGACAUAAGACAAGCUCUGUAAAAUGUAAAAAAAAAGAAGGAAAAUAUAAAU